Vigna umbellata (rice bean) is the source of this 1659-nucleotide messenger RNA. RefSeq lists its product as uncharacterized. Lineage: Eukaryota; Viridiplantae; Streptophyta; Magnoliopsida; Fabales; Fabaceae. The record is from RefSeq and is a predicted model, not a curated record.
AUUAGGGUGAUAAUUUAAUGUCAGAUUGUGAUAUUAGAUUGUAGAGAACAAAACAAAAAAGUGUUGAAUCCUGAAGAAAUUGAGAGAUGAGGAAUAUGCUUCGCGUCUUGCCGGGUCAAUGUGGAGAAGUAUAGUACCUUAUAAAAGAUUACCCAAACAAAAGCGUAGCCUAAAUCAUUCACGCCUUUAAAUAUCCAGUGUAAUAGGGAUGGAUGUCUGUCUGCAGAUAGUUUAACAAGGGAAAAACUAAUUAUGACAAACAAAAUUAUGGUACACAUUCCGUGAAUGAGAGAGAAACUGAGGAAGGAAAUUUAGGGUUAAAAAACAAGUAAAUGGGCUUCCUUAUGGUCCUAACUAUAAUGAUACUGCUUCUUCAAGCAUUCUUUUUAAUCUGGGCAUAUGAAAAGAAGAGAAAAAUGUCUCCUUGGUCGUUAAUUUAAAUAUUGCAAUAAUUGAACGGAUAACAUGAAUAAUGACAUCAUGCGUGUGUAUGAAUGAGGAGUUGUAAUUAUGGAAGGAAAAUUUAACUGAUAAAGGUGUCGGGAGAUAUUUUCUUUUUGCUGGGGUUCAGUCGAAUGUGGUCCAAAGUUUUGAAAGGAGAGCAAGCAAGGGAACAGACAAAUUAUACUAAAAGGAAGUUGAUGCUAUCAUUUUGUAUUAGGUCUGAAGGCCAUUGCAACCAUUUCUUUUUUAUGAACCAUCCUGUUUUCUAUAUAAAAGCUUUUCAUCUUUCAACUACAUCACUUAAACUCAUCAGUGACAUAUAACUUAAUGAAGGCAUGAAGAUACAAGUCUGAGUUCAAAAUUUCCUACAAAGAAGACUCAACUGUGUAGCACUCGUUCAAAGUUCUUUUGCUCAGAGGCUAAGUAGAUUACCGAUGGAGAAGCUUGUUAGGUCCUGCGACAAAGAAUACAUGAGAAUGGCCAUGUUAAAACACGAAGAAACCUUCAAAGAGCAGGUAUAUGAACUACAUCGUUUGUACCGAAUUCAGAAGAUACUGAUGCAAAAUAUGGAAGCCAGAAGAGGUGUUGAAGUAAGCCAAGAAGAGUGGUACUUCAAGAAUGCGAUUAGUUUAACUCAUAAUGGAGCACAAGAAAAGCCUCAAAUGAAAUUUGACCUUGAACGGCCAGCAGAGGAGCACAUUGCAGAAUCAGAAGAUGGGGUGCUAGAGAUCAUAGAUGAGACUGAGAUUGAGCUAACAUUAGGCCCCUCAAGUUACAACCGUAGGAAGAAAGUCGAGACACCACUAACUUCAGAUUCAGGACACAGCUUGUCUUCUUCUUCUAGUGGAUCAAGCCGUAUAAACAAGACAAGGUGUCAUGGCAGUCAUACCACAAGAGAAGAAUCAAGUGGAAGCAUAAUUCGCCUAGUCCAGAUGCCCGGUUCAAACCCAGGGUGCCAAAGUGGAAUUAGAAACAGUUUUGAUGUAGAAGAACAAUUAAGACAAGAGAAAUUAAAACAGUCACCUUGGCUUUUUCAAGUGUUGAAUCUGAACAUGACUUGAAAAGAAAAAUCUGUGGUCAAUGUGAUAUAUUUUAUGUUUAUGUUUCAAAAGUUAAGACUAACUUUUGUGGAUGAUGUUUGUGUUGAAUGUUCAGCCGAAUUAUUGAGUGUGGUGGGAUUUGAUGUGUCUAUCGUAUGAUCGAUUUUUUCCCUGA